This is a messenger RNA of Aegilops tauschii subsp. strangulata, 1360 nucleotides long. RefSeq lists its product as uncharacterized. The record is from RefSeq and is a predicted model, not a curated record. Lineage: Eukaryota; Viridiplantae; Streptophyta; Magnoliopsida; Poales; Poaceae.
GGACUAUCAUUUCGCGUGCCGUCGGAGAGUCCAAACCUCGACCCCUUUUGCUCCUACAUAAACGGUCACAGAUUCACAGUUCGACAGGCAGAGCAAGCAAAAUUUGAGCGCUUAAUUGGCCCCUGAGUGCUGUGAAUUGCGCGCGCAGCUGAACAAGAAGCAGCUGUGACUGUGAUCGAUCGAGCACGUCGUCAUGGCAGCAGCCAUCGGCGCGGAGGAGCAGGACGUGCCGCUCUUCCACCCCUCCCCGUGCGCGUACUACGUGCAGAGCCCCUCCGCGGCAUCGCACACCCUGAGCCACCCGGCGUCCGAGUCCACAGCGCUCAUCCUCUCGCCGUUUCCCGAGACCGCCUUCGCCGCCCCGCGCCGUAGCGACGACGCCGGCGCCGGCCGCCACGAGCACGACCAGGAGGCCUCCCGCCUCGCCCUGUCCCGCUACUCCUCCUCCCGCGGCUCCAACAACUCCUUCCUCACCGACAAGAAGCCCAGCGGCGGCGGCGGCAGGGGGGCGCGGCAGGUGCUGAGGGUUGUCUCCGGGCGGUCCGACGACGGCGACGGCGACGGCGCUGACCAGAGGAGCGGGGCGUGGAGGUACGUGAAGCUGGACCCGGAGGCGCCAUGCUGCUGCAUCGCGUUCCAGGUGGCGUGGAGGGUGGCCGUCAGCAUGGCGAUCGCGCUCCUCGUCUUCGUCGUGGUCACCAAGCCCGCGCACCCCGGCGUCUCCUUCAAGGUCGGCAAGGUGGAGCGGUUCAGCCUCGGGGAAGGGCUGGACGGCUCCGGCGUGAUCACCAGCUUCCUCAACUGCAACUGCUCCGUGGAGAUGGCCGUGGAGAACCACUCCAAGGUCUUCAGCCUGCACCUCCUCCCUCCGCUGCUCGACAUGUCCUUCGGCCACUUCACCUUCGCAAACUCACAGCAGGGAGAGGGGCCGUACGUCGUCGUCGGGCCGCGAGCCGCUACGACGGUGAGGCUCUUCGUGGCGGCGCAGGAGAAGCCGAUGUACGCGGCGGGGCGCGGCAUGCAGGACCUGCUCGAGUCCGGCAAGGGCGUGCCGGUCGCCAUCACGGUGCGGUCGCGGUCCCGGUACCGCGUGGUAGGGAGCCUGGUCCGGCUCACGUACCGCCACGACUCCCAGUGCGUGCUGUACCUCAGGAGGAGAACGCCGCGGCGGGACAACGCCCUCGCUGCCGCCGGCCACGCCACCUGCUCCGCGGCAGCUCUAUGAAAUAUACUACUUGCUCAUUUUGGCCACUUUGCAUCUCGAAGUCUAGAAUUCUAGAUCGAGGAUUUCAUUUGCCACUUCACGAGAGACGUUGCAGCUCAGUUUUUACGUGUGGAAUUGGAAACGGAUGUGAUUAUA